Messenger RNA from Symbiodinium sp. CCMP2592, 3987 nucleotides. The record is from the annotation of a GenBank genome assembly. Lineage: Eukaryota; Dinophyceae; Suessiales; Symbiodiniaceae.
AUGGCUUCUGCGAACCUUGAUUCGGAAGCAGCUUUCUUGGACCGCGCUAGAAAGAUCGGACUGUCCGAGGAAACCCUUACAGGACUCUUGAACAACAGCUUCAACACCUUUGGCCGCCUGGCCUUUGCGGUGUCGGCUACGCCGACGACUCUCACCGACGAGGCAGUGGACAACUGGAUUGAUGGAUUGGGCAUGAGACCGUCUGGUUUUCAGAAAGCCAGCCUCCGUCGGCUCCUUUUCGAAGGAGUGAGCAUGGCGAUUGAAGAAGCAGAUAAGCAGAUGUUCAUUCUUGCAAGCAACAACCUCAUGGGACGUCUAACGGCCUCGCCAGGGGCGGCUCCUGCUUUGGACGCGGAGAUCAGUAGACUGUCUAGGAGCCCUGACAGUGACAUCAUGCAGUCCCUUCCAUUGAGUGCGCCCAUCAGUGGAGGGAGCGACGGGGGCGCAUUGCAAACUGGGGACCUGCUGGUCCCUGAUGCUGAGGGGUGGUCCAAGGCCCGUUUGAGUAAACCAGGCCAAAUCUCGAGUGAUGAUCUCUUGACCUUGUUUGAUAUGCUCCCUCAGGGAAAUCUUCAGAAGGGUCAGAGAGACGUGAAACAGUCCUUCGUAACCGGCUGUUAUUCCCAAGGUGGAUUCCGUGGGUUGCGUAAGGAGUGUGCAGAGUUUCCAUACGCAAGUCGUGUCAUGACCCGCUUUGUGCAGGAGCGUCUUCCAGGUCAUGUUUUCUCCACAUGUGGCAUUUUUGCAGACAGUCUCAUGCCUUUGCAUCGUGACGGCCGCAACGCGCAGUGGCCGAAUGCGGUUUUUCGCUUGAGUGAUUUUAAGGAGGGGGGCUUGUGGAUAGAGGGCCCUGGGGACGAUGUUCGAGUCUUCAAUUCUAAAGAGCUGGUUGGAGCGGUUCACGAAAUUGAGGACGAUCCGCUUAUCUUUGACGCUUGGUCUAAAUACCACAAAACUGAACCUUGGUCAGGUCGAAGAGUUGUUCUGAUCACUUGGGUGGUGCAGCAACUUGAAAAAUUAGAACCGAAGGAUGUGGAGGCAGCGCACCAAUUGAACUUCGUGCUACCUCCUGAGGUGCCGUUGCCUGUGCAAACGGCGCAGCUGGGAGAACGGCCACCCAUGGUGUUUGAGGUUUUCGCAGGCAAAGGCCUCUUGUCCCGGGCCCUGAUGCAGAGUAGUGAGUUCCCGCUAGGCCUGCCCUCCUUAAAGCCGGGGUCAGUUGAGGCCACUCGUGUAAAGUUGGCAAACCGUUUGUAUGCCUUCACAUAUCGCAUUUUGCGAUAUUGCCUGGAGCACGACAUAGUGGUCAGUCUUGAGAAUCCCGCAAAUAGUUUCCUAUGGGAGGUGUUGCAAGCCUUUGAGCCACAAGGGGUUGCUAACCGUAUCCUUCCCAGACUGCAGUCAAUCAUCUUUGACUUGUGUUGCCAUGGGGGCUUUCGCCCCAAACGCACAAAGUUGCUUGCAACGCCUGGCUGCUUCGAGCCGUUGCGUGCCCUUUGCGAUGGAAAGCACAUGCACAAACCUUGGGGACAAAUUGUUGAGUUUGGCUCCGUUCGGUAUGCCACCAAGGAUGAGGCGGCCUACCCAGCAUUGUUUGCCUCUCGCUUCGCUUCUUGUGUGGAGCGCAGGGCUUUGUCGCUAGGCCUCAACCUGUGUCGUCGCCCAUCCCCUAAGGACCUCUCGCUGGCCAUGUUGGGCCGACAAAACAAGCGUCAUCCGCCGCUGGUUUCCGAAUACCAGUCUGUGAUUACUAUGCCAGCCGUAGCAUUCAAAUCACAAAAACACUUGAAGCUCUUGCGCAGCAUCGGGGGUGAGGAGCUUCGAGCUUCCACUGAGCCAAAUCCUAACACCCCUUUGGGACGGACCAUCCCAGAGGCCUCGAAGCCUACCAGUAACACCCCUUCGAGAGGGACCAUCUCGGAGGCCAAUACCCCGAGUAGUUCACGGGAUCCAGCUGAGAGGCUUGGUGACCGGGUUAGGGUUGGGGUAUACAGGACUCCUGAACAGUUUGUAGAGGAGGCUAAGAAGGUCAUUCAUCCAGUAGAUUCUUCAAACCCACUUGAGAAAGCCACGUUGUUUGCCUUGAAAGAAAACUUGACUAAAGACCCGAGGCUCAUAGUCUUGAAGCGAAACUUGGCAGUGGCGCGAGUGAAGCAGGAGGUGAAGAGAUGCAGUGAUGCUGAGGCGGAGCUUCACAAGGCCAUGCACCCGGCAGUGGCUAAGGUUAUGAGCGGCAAAUCCAUUUUGGCGUUGGAAUCUUUACUCAAGUCCGAGGGCUACGACGAUCUUGAAGUCAUCGGUUUCUUAAAAGAAGGGGUAAGGUUGGUCGGGACUUCCCAAUGCCCAGAAUGCUUUGAUCGUAAGUUUGUCCCCGCUUUCUUGACAGAGACGGAGCUCAUGGCCUCAGCGGCCACCAGACGAAAGUCCUUGUUGAGUAAGUUCGAAAGGGUAGACCCGGAGGAGGCACGGAUCUUGAAGGAGGCCACGGAUGAGGAAGUGGCCAUGGGCUUUUUGGAGGGCCCCUACUAUGAUCAGAGCCAGAUUACGGAAUUGCUGGGAACCAACGAUUGGACAGUCAUCAGAAGGUUUGUUUUGCUCCAGGGGGCAGAGCUAAAACCCAGACCCAUAGACAACUGCUUGGAAUCCCAAUUAAACGCGGGCUACAGCUCCAGCAUUCACCUGCGGUUACAAGAUUCGGACUACAUCUCAGCCAUGGCCCUCCACGUAGCGAGGGAAGUGAGCGAAGGCCGAGCGCACAAGGAUGCAUCGGAGUGGAAGGGCAAAACCCUUGACCUCAGUAAAGCGUACAAACAACUUGCUAUCCAUCCGAGUCACCGACCUCUUUCAGUGAUUGCCGUUAGGCAAUCGGAUGGAAAGGAUGCCCUAUACAUUUCGAACUCGCUCAUGUUUGGUAGCACUGCAGCGGUUUAUGCCUUCAAUAGGGUUUCUAGGGCCCUGUGGUUUCUCUUGAACAAACUUCUAUGUAUACCAGCUGCUGUCUUUUUCGAUGACUAUCCUUUGAUGUCGCCGGCAGGUAGCGCAGAAAACGCAGACUCCACGGCGAGUGCGUUCUUGGAUGCCCUAGGAUGGCGUCACGCCAAGACGGGCGCGAAAGGACGCCCCUUUGCGUCAGACUUCGACGUCCUUGGUAUGCAUUUGGGUUUAGGUGAUCUUGCUAAGGGUACUGUAGUCUUAGCCAACAAACAGGGCAGGAUAGAGAGGAUUGUUGACCGUCUUCAGGAAAUCAGCUUGAAAGGAGAAAUCCGACGACACGAGGCUCAGGUCAUCCAAGGCCUGUUGCAGUACGCCUCGGGCUUUUACGCAGGCCGAUCGCUGAAGCAUGCGUCGCACAUUCUUGCGAGGAUUGUUGGGGGUCUGCACUUUAGUCCUAGGGACCUUAGUGACUUUUGUAGACACACCGUUUCUUUGCUGAAGCACGAGAACCCUAGAGUCUUGAGCUGUGCGAUGAUAACUGACAUCAUCCAUCUUUGGACCGACGGAUCGUGGGAAGCUGAUGUUGGAGGCAUUGGUCUAGCCGCCCAUGAUUGCUUCAGUGGAACAGGCUGGGUCUUCACAGGAAAGGUCCCGUUGCAGUUGCUUGAAUCUUGGAAAGCAGAGGUAGGAGAGCAACUCAUCUGCGAGAUCGACAUGUUUGCUGUGCUAGCUUCCCUGCUGCAACUGAAUGCUCUUGUGUCGUCUCGCCGCAUAGUGUGGUGGGUUGACAACGAUGCAACCAGAGGUGUCAUGAUCAAGGGCGCCAGCCGCAGUUGGGCCAUGCACACUUUAGCCCGAGUGUUCUCUGAGCUCGACAGAGAAUGGCCAUCCAUGUGGUGGGUUUGCAGAGUCCCAUCCUACUCCAAUCCGGGGGAUGCGCCGUCGAGAGACCAAGGAGAGGAGUCUUUGGUGACGGUCGGAGCAUCUUGUGUGCAACCCUUCUCGAGACUUGAAGAGCUUGUUGGAAGAAUCCAGGCCUUCAACCGAGCGUGA